UUUCUUCCCAUUAGUAAAGAAAUAAGGCAAAAGAGAAAAGAAGUAUGGAAAGUCAGAAUAACAACACGAGAAAAAGAAUCUCAAGCAAGCCAAUGUCUUUACAGACUUGCUUUCUUCUUCUUCUCUUUCUCUUCCUCUUCCUCUUUCAAGAUCUUUGUCUCGUUCGAGCUUCCUCCACACAUUCUUGCAAUGGCUCCAUAGCCGAGUGUGCUAACGAGGAGGAGAUGUUGAUGGAGUCAGAGAUAACUCGAAGGUUUCUCGAACAACAAAAGAAAUACAUCUCUAUUGGAGCUUUAAAGAAGGAUCACCCCGCUUGCGAUGGCGCUAGUGGUGGCCAACCUUACACCAGAAGUGGAAGUUGUGCUCCGCCACCGGCUAAUCCUUACAAUCGAGGUUGCUCUAAGAUAUAUCGUUGUAGGUCUGAUGAUUGAAGGUUUGAUCAAACCAUUGUAUGGUUCAUAGAAUUUCUUCCUUUUUUCCUUUUCUCUUUUUUUUUUUCUGUAUGUGUUUUAUUGUUAAGGGUGAGCGUGAUAGACCGAAAGAUUGAUCAAUCAACCAACCAAAAUCGAGGGAAUCAAAGGUGGUCGGACGUCAAAGAUUCAUUUGGUGUCAGUUUGAAUUUUUUAAAAUCUUCAAAUGCUUAAACUUAUCGUCAACCAACCAACGGUCGACUUGUACUUCUUCAUAGUUCGAAUCGAUUUGAACAUUUCCCAAACAACUAUAAUCAGUUCAACAAUGAUUUGGUCGGAAAACCAACUCCACCAAUUGCCUGCCCAAGUCCUUGUGAAUUGAUGAAGAGGAUUGAUUAUGAAAUCAAUGAAAAAUUUCUUUUCUUUGUGAUCUCUUUUUUUUAAGAGGUGAUGUAGUAUUUUUUUUUUGGAAAAUAAAAAGAGAUGAGAAAUGUUAGAAAUGUUUGGUUGGGUAUCAUGUUGUCCAGGAUGUAAAGUGUGAGAAUCACAUCAUACCUAAUUUUAUCUUAUGUUGGGAUCUAUUCAUUUUUAAUGUACUUUUUCCUUCUUUC
Molecule: messenger RNA, 1021 nt
Organism: Cucumis sativus (cucumber)
Lineage: Eukaryota; Viridiplantae; Streptophyta; Magnoliopsida; Cucurbitales; Cucurbitaceae
Product: protein RALF-like 32
Exons: 1
Coding region: 45-431 (128 amino acids)
Source: RefSeq, a predicted model, not a curated record